UAUUACAUGCAAAUGCUAAUAUGCUAUAGCUUAGGACACCCAGAAUACUCAUCCCUAUGCACCAUUUAAAAUCAGCACUGGGUACUACCUGAUAUUUGUAACUGCUACACGAUAUUUUCCUUUUUGUUGCCAUGACCUCUUUGAAUUCUGGACAUAAAUUAUCUGCACUUCCUUGAUAAAUUUGUAUAUAUGCAUUCCCAUUGUCAUUUGUUACUAGGUUCUUACCUAGAGAACCCAAUGCUUCAGCUUUUGUAGUGCAACUUCGCUCUUUUUUGCCUGCCUCUUUUGGUUUAUAUUUCUGAUUCACUUGUUGGCCAAUUUAAUGGUAAUCAAUGUUUCUUGUUUCACUUGGUUAGCAACCCGCUUUGAUCCUUUCCAUGCAAAGACUCAGCAAUCCUCAUUAGGAGAUUCACCACUAGAAAGCAAGGAGGCUUCUUCAUCCCUGGAUCCUCAGCAUAAGCCUAAAGCUUUUUCUUUUAACAGGAGUAAGGAGGAUUUGAAACUGUUACUUAAAAAACAUGAGGAUAAUGAUUUAGAACAUAGUAAGAUUGCUGCUGCUCUUCGACUUGCAUGUGAUCCGGGAAGGCUUGUUUUGGAUGUAAUUAAUGCUUCCCAUCCUUUCAACUUGAAGGGAAAUAAGGACAUCAAGUUACGAGUUUCAAAAAAGAGUUGUAUCUUAUUGCUGGAGCAGUUAAGGAUGGUCUCACCCCAGAUUAAUCCUGAUAUAAAAGAAGAGGCUAAAAAAGUUGCAUUUUAUUGGGAAACAACAUUGGCAAAGAAGAUAAAUGAUCAUUUGGAGGUCAUUUGUUUCCUACAGUUUUUAGCUGCCUAUGGGUUGGCCUCCACUUUCGAUGCAGACAAACUUCUUGUUCUUCUGGAUGCUGAUGAGUGGCGUAAAGAGGCUGCUGAUUUGGUUCAAGUACUUGGUUUAGCAGAUAAGAUCCCAAAUUUUAUUCAAAAUCUCAUUAAGAAGGAGCAGCCAAUAGAGGCUGUUAAAUAUAUCUAUGCAUUAGAUAUGGUCGACAAGUUCCCACCGGUACCCAUUUUAAAGGACUAUUUGAGCAAUUCUUCCAAAAAGAAUGUUAAGCAACUAUCCAAGAAAAAGAGAAAAUCUAAUGGAGGGCAGAUUCAAGCCAUUGUCAAAGAGGUAAAAGCAUUGACAGCUGUGGUCAAAUGCAUCACGGAUUACAAGAUUGAUGGCAUCUCACCUGCAAUCCUCAAAGAACAAAUUGUCCAACUGGAAAAACAGAAAGAAGAGAAAGUUCUUAUCAUUGAAAAAGCAAAAGCCAAAAUCACACCUUGUUCCUCGUCUAAAUCUAAAUUAGAUCAGCAGGUCUCCCUUUCCUCUGCACCAACUUCUGUCACUGCCCCUAACACUGAACUGCAACAGCAGAGUGGAAAAAAGCGUCCUAGAAUACAUGUUUCAUCAGAGGAUCCUCCAAAAGCAUCCAUUCGUGGCACACCUGUAGUUCAUUCAAUGCAACCUCCCCAGCAGCAUCCACCAGGUUUUGUUGCAACUCAAGGUGCUCCUUACAUGUAUCCACCGCCCAGACACUAUAGUUUGGCAGGCUAUCGUCCUAACAAUAUGCAGUUUGACUCCUAUAAUUCUAAUGUUAGUUCCUCUUACCGUUGGACAAAUGUUAAUCUUGGACACUGGAAUCCAGUGCCCUUCUGAACGACCUAGUGCUGCACCCGAGUGCGAAUGAUGAUCAUUCGCGGUGAUCGUUGCGUUUCCUGUAUCUUUCAGUGGUAAUUUUCCACAUUUGUGCAAUCGAUAUAUUUAACUUUGUGUUUGGUCA
This is a messenger RNA of Hevea brasiliensis (rubber tree), 1799 nucleotides long. Its product is annotated as FRIGIDA-like protein 5. Bases 323 to 1675 code for a protein of 450 amino acids. Lineage: Eukaryota; Viridiplantae; Streptophyta; Magnoliopsida; Malpighiales; Euphorbiaceae. The record is from RefSeq and is a predicted model, not a curated record. The transcript has 3 exons.